This is a messenger RNA of Penicillium diatomitis, 1326 nucleotides long. RefSeq names its product questin oxidase family protein. The transcript has 5 exons. Bases 1 to 1326 code for a protein of 441 amino acids. The record is from RefSeq and is a predicted model, not a curated record. Gene Ontology annotation, molecular function: oxidoreductase activity. NCBI's taxonomy places the organism in Eukaryota, Fungi, Ascomycota, Eurotiomycetes, Eurotiales, Aspergillaceae.
AUGGCGACCGCGCACCAAGUCUACAUAUCUCCCAAUUCCGACGUGGGAGUUUUCAGUUGCGCUCCAAAGGAAGAUACAGCCCGCGUCGCGAGUGAGGCGUUGCAGGAAGACAUGCUGAAGCAUCAUGUUUUCUUCAACCAGCAAGGAUUCCACAAUCAUAUUCCCCAUUCACUGUUGAGUAUCUAUGCCGUUGGCGGCUCGCCCGAUGAUAUCGAGGCAGCCUACAAGAGGAAUGCAUCAUACCAACGGCCUGUCCUGCCCACUGAUAAUGGAGUGGUCGAGAAAAUGCGCCAGACGGGCAACCUUAGGGAGCAUUUUGGAAAGGAAAAGCAUUAUCCGAACUUUCUGUCCUUCUUCCAGAAAGAGAUUGACGAAAAGGGAGUCGAUACGGUGCUAAAUAUCUAUCUGUUUGCUGAGAAUGAUCAAGCACAGAACCUUUUCUGUCGAUUGUGGGGAGGCUUGGUCCACCCGUUGAUUCAUCUCGGGUUUGGUCUCGAGUUCAAACAACCGGCCAUUGUGGCCGAGGCUCUUGCUCAGGCUUCUGUGCAUGAAGACAAACUCGGCUAUGAAUUUUUCCUUCUGGCAGAGAAGCAGGCCGGCGACGCCGGCAAGGCAGGGAGCAAGACGCUCAUGCAACUUCUGGACGAGAUUCGCACGAACAAAACCCUGUCCACGUCGGCCAGAUAUAGUGACAAGAAUAAAAUCUUCGACGGUGUGCUAGGUCGAGCGUCUCAGGAGAUGCUGCGCUAUGCCUCGCAGUACACGGUCUCCCCGGAUCAGGUGGACGAGAAACUGGCAGAUAUGAUGAACACUGUUGUAUACUACACGGCUGCUGCACAGCGACCAAACAAGGCGAUCAAGCUGGACUUUUUCUUCCUCCACUGUGUCAACUCGGCUAUCUUCUUUUCCCGUCUGAUUUGUCUGCCCGGCGCAAGCCAGCGGACACGACUGCGUCUGCUGGAAUGGAAGGGUCGCCUCGAUCUCUUGAUGUACGUGUCACGCGGAUGCCCUGAGCUUCGCAAGGAAGAUAUUCUCAACCACCCGGCUACAAAGGACUGGUCGGCUGUCUUUGCCAGCGCCGCCUCGCACCCGAAGGAUGACGGCCAUCUGGUCAAGUUUGUUCGCGCGGUCGCACACGCAGAGCAGGUUUGCAAGCCGUAUGAAGAUCAAGAUCGAGAAUCUAUGCCGGUAAAGGGCAAGAUGUGGCUCCAGAUUGCCAAUAUGGCUGUCGACUCCACUGUUGGGGCAGAGGAUAGCGCGAUGUGGGUCCGCUCCACGGGGUUCGAGGAAGCCUGGGAGAAUGUUGCUGGACGCUCUCGUCUGUAA